This is a messenger RNA of Symbiodinium natans, 453 nucleotides long. The record is from the annotation of a GenBank genome assembly. Lineage: Eukaryota; Dinophyceae; Suessiales; Symbiodiniaceae.
AUGGAUACGGCGCGGUCAGCAAGCUCCAUGUCCCCAGAGGAGAAGGAGAAGGAAAAAGGCCGACUGCAGCGGUUGGUCAAGGACUUCGCGAAGGAGGUGGUAAGUGGGAUCCCAGUGAGCCUGGUGAACCCGGAGACCGCACGGCAGUCGCCACACUUCUUCCAGAUGGACCGAUACCUCACGGUCUUCUCCCUGAAGCCAAAAGAUGGCUCCACUGCGGACUCGGCGGUCCAGGACUUCAACGUGAAGGACCUUGCCAGAAUCUACAAGGGUCCCGAGGUCCUCAUGAACGCUCCGUCUCUAGGUAUCUUAGCCCAGCACUGCGUCGCCCUGGACACCACGAGAGCGGAUCGGAGGAUCAUCUUCAUCUUCGAUGAGCCCAUGGAGCGCGACAAGUUCUACACAUGCUUGAAGAUCUUGCGCAUGUCUGUGGACAUCAGCCAGCCAAACUGA